GACUCAGAGGCUCAACCCACAUGUGCUCAGUUUGUUUACAGCGUGGAGCCUGCAGGUGACUUGACAGUGAACUGGCCGGUAGCUGCUGCACCAUCACACCCAGGAUCCAUCCUGCUGUCAGCUGCAGUGGAAUAACCAACAGAGAGUCCAGAGAUCCACACACCAACUUCUGAUCCUCAGCAGCAGCGCAGAGUGUGAUGUGACCGGUUGGUUCGGCCUUCUCCCAUCUAUCAGUGAAGAUCAGUCAGAGAUGACAGCGCUGCAGGCAGCAGAAGAAGUCGGAGCCAGAGGAGUGAAGUCUCUUCAGAUGCUGAUGCUGUGUCUCUUCCCACUGCUGUGGCUGCAUCCUGCAGACUCCAGCACUGCUGCAGAUGCCAAAACCUGGAGGCAAACCAGGCCACGGCUGCAGCUCUCCCACUCAGAUGUGAGGAACGGUUCGUCUGUCUUCUGGGAGGGCGGAGUUAGCGGUGGAUACCAGGCCUUGCUAUUGGACGAGGAUCAGGGAUGGCUGUUGGUCGGAGGAAAAGAUCACAUCUACCUGCUGAGGUCCGACAGCUUGGAUCUGCCCACGCAUACGAUCCACUGGCCUGCUGCCAGAGAACAUGUGGAGCACUGCAGGCUGGCAGGGAAAAGUCUGGAGACAGACUGUGCCAACUUCGUGCGGCUUCUGCAGCCUUUCAAUAAGACCCAUGUCUAUGCUUGUGGCACUGGUGCCUUCCAUCCACAGUGUACAUACCUGCACGUAGGACACAACACAGAGGAGCCGUUGUUCGUGUUGUCUCAUACGGUGGAGUCGGGCAGAGGAAAAUGUCCCUACAGUCCCAGGGAGCCCUUCACUGCUAGACUGACUGAUGGUGAACUCUAUGCAGGUACCUCAGUAGAUUUCAUGGGAGCCAAUGCUGCGAUCUUCCGUACGUCUGUCCACGGCAGCAGUCAACAUUACAUCCGUACUGAAGCGUAUGAUCACAACUGGCUCAAUGAGCCGGAGUUUGUGGGCUCCUUCUCCAUCCCUGACACUCACAGUCCAGACGACGACAAGGUCUACUUCUUCUUCAAGGAGCGGGCGGUGGAGGCCGGACAGUGGGACAAGAGGGUGUACAGCCGCGUGGCUCGAGUCUGCAAGAAUGACGUAGGAGGAAAGAGGAGUCUGAUCAACCGCUGGACCACCUUCCUCAAAGCCAGGCUGGUCUGUUCUGUCCCCGGCCCGUCUGGAGUCGACACACAGUUCGAUGAGCUCGAGGACAUCUUUGUUCUGGAGACGAAGGACCCUCAAAACCCGACCAUCUAUGGUGUCUUCAGUACAUCCAGCUCUAUAUUUCGAGGUUCAGCAGUGUGUGUGUUCUCCAUGGCGUCGAUCCGUGCUGCUUUCAACGGGCCGUUUGCCCACAAAGAAGGUCCUGACUAUCGCUGGGUGGAGUACAAGGGCCGCAUCCCCUACCCGAGACCUGGCACUUGUCCCAGUGAGACGUACGACGCUCUCCACAAGUCCACCAAAGACUUCCCAGACGAGGUGGUGAGCUUCAUGCGGCAGCACCAGCUGAUGUGGGAGCCCGUCCUGCCUCUGGGCGGCAGACCCAUCUUGACCCAGGUCAACGUGCCCUACAUGUUAAAGAGGAUCGUAGUGGACAGGGUGGACGCCGAGGACGGACCUUACGAUGUCUUACACCUGGGUACAGAUGAUGGGAAGGUGGUGAAGGCAGUGUCAGUCACCAAAGACAGCUGGGACACAGAGGAGAUCAUUCUGGAGGAGCUGACUGUCUUCCAGAGUCCCACUCCCAUCCUGAGCAUGGAGCUGUCAACCAAGAGACAACAGCUGUAUGUGUCCAGUGAGCUCGGCGUGGCUCAGCUGGGGCUCCAGAGGUGUGAGUUGUACGGGGCCGACUGUGCUGAGUGCUGCCUGGCCAGAGACCCCUACUGCUCCUGGGACGGUCAGACCUGCUCCAGAUACUUCCCCACCAGCAAGAGGCGGGCGCGGAGGCAGGAUGUAAAGUACGGAGACCCCUGGAGUCAGUGCCCAAUCACAGAGGACGAUUCUGAGUCAGUGGAGGUGAAGGUGGUGUACGGUGUGGAGGGAAACUCAACCUUCCUGGAGUGUGUUCCUCGGUCACCGCAGGCUGAGCUCAAGUGGACGGUGCAGCAAACUCUCAAUCAGGCACAGGAAAGCAGAGAGCUCCGUCAGAGCGAUGAUCACCGCUCCCUCCACAUGAAGCGGGGCCUGCUGGUUCAACACCUGGAGCUGGCUGACACAGGCCUCUACACCUGUGCCAGCCACGAGCACUCCUACAGCCAGGUGCUGGCCCGAUACCGCAUUCACAUUAUCCCCAACCACAGCCUCCACCCAACCCGCUACCAGCAGAACCACCCGGGCCCCGCGGUCCUCGGGAGGAUCACCCCGGCUGGGGUGGCCGGGUUUCUCGGCCAGUCGGGACGCCCUCAUCAGCAGCCUCCGGUGCCGGGACACAGGAACUCGUGGCUGCCCCAGCAUCCUCAGCAGCUUCCUCUGAAGAGCUACAAAGACCUGCACAUGGUGGGGACCAACAGCCUGAGUGUGGACGAGUACUGUGAGCAGCUGUGGUACCGCGAGAAACGCCGACAGCAGAAACUGCGCACUCUGAAGCUGAAACAGGAGAGCAGGAAAGCCCGGGUGAGGAGGAACAACCCUCCUGAGAUCCCCCUCUAGUCACCUGGAGAACACAGAGACUGCUACCAUGACUGCUACUCUGUACAUGCAGAGGACAAGGAACGGUUUCACCAACAAUGUUUGCUUUGUGAGCAAAUAAUGCCAGCUGGUAAAGUGACACCAACUAUAUUUGCCAUUAAAGACUGACAGUAAUUAAAAAAAGACAUUAGUAUAUCCUCAUCCUGAAUAUUUUGACAUUUAGACACAACAAAAAUGGAUAUGGAGGGGAAAAGUUAUUUGUCUCUGAAUUUAUAUUAUUAGCAAUACUCAUUAUUGUUUGAGACAUAGUUGGCUCUAAGCUUCAGAUAAAAUUGAAAAUGUUAUUUUGUAACAUGAAAUUCAGACUAGCUCGGUGGCAUCACGUCAGGUGUGGUAAACCAGACAUCAUGACACACCUCAGAAUCACAAAUGUGCCAAGUAUUAUGGGUAUAUAACACACUGAAUCGUGCAUAUUUGUGGCUGACAGUUUACAAGACAAUAUACUAUGUUGUCUUGUAAACUGUCAGCAGUAGACAUGGUUAAAAGGGAAGAGAUGCAUCUGAUUAUAUUUCAGUUUACAUAAUGUCAUCUUAUUAACUGUCAAGGACAAACUACCAUUUGUUAUUGCUCCUAAUUGUAGCUUAGCUAAUUAGCUUAGUAAUGCCAAAAACUGUUUAAAGGGAUAGUUCAGAUUUUUUUGAAGUGGGAUUGUAUGAGGUAUUUAUCCAUAGACAGUGUCUUACCUACAGUAGAUGACGGUCAGUACGCCCCCAGUUUGGAGAAACAGACAGGAGUAC
Sebastes umbrosus (honeycomb rockfish) is the source of this 3456-nucleotide messenger RNA. Its product is annotated as semaphorin-3D. Gene Ontology annotation, biological process: positive regulation of cell migration; neural crest cell migration; negative regulation of axon extension involved in axon guidance. The coding region runs from base 251 to 2680 and encodes 809 amino acids. The transcript is spliced from 18 exons. The record is from RefSeq and is a predicted model, not a curated record. NCBI's taxonomy places the organism in Eukaryota, Metazoa, Chordata, Actinopteri, Perciformes, Sebastidae. Gene Ontology annotation, molecular function: chemorepellent activity; semaphorin receptor binding.